GGCGGACAAAAAUAACAAGGGCGCUAAAAAAUUUUUUAUUGUAUCCAUAAUCCCUUGGAAAUAAGUGAUUUAUUAGGUUUUCUUAUAGCAAAUCGUAGUUCAUGUAGUACAUUCUAUGUUUUAAAUAUCGUAUAAAUCUAGAAUGUCGGCGAUAAAAGUGAAUUUUGAGAUUGGUCACAUAGCUUCUCUUAGAUCCAAGAAGACCCCAGAAGGUUUUACUCAUGACUGGGAAGUAUUUGUGCGCGGCCAAGAAGGUGUUGAUAUCAGUCACUUCGUUGAUAAAGUGGUUUUUCACUUACAUGAAUCUUUCCCCAAACCCAAACGAGUUGUGAAAGAACCACCCUUUUCUAUAAAGGAAUCUGGCUAUGCAGGAUUUGUAUUUCCCAUUGAAAUAUACCUAAAGAAUAAGGAUGAUCCCAAGAAAAUUAAAUUCCAGUAUGACUUCACAUUACAAGAGAGUGGAUUUCUUAAAGAUAGAUACAUUUUCCAAUCUCCAAAUGAUGAUUUCAGAAAAAAACUUUUAAAAGGUGGUGGUAUACAAAUAAAUAACAAUGCAUACUACACAAACCCCGAUCAAGAGAACAGAAGUAGGGACUCCUUUACCGAUGAUAAACAACAUGUUAGCAAACCCAAGCUUUCUUCAGAUAAUGUUAAUAAAAAACAUAAAUCUAAGGAACACAAGGAGGAAACUCCACAUAGAACCAGCAGUUUUGAAAGCUUAUUUGGUGCACCUAUUCAGAAACCUCCUAAAGUUUCACCUGACCCAAAAAAAAUGGAGAAAAGUGUUGUAGUACCCCUUAAAUCUGACAAGAAAGAUAAAGAAAGAUCUAGUUCAGAUAAAAAAUCAAAACAUGAACAUAAAGAGACUAAACAAGACAAAGUUAAAUUAAAGGAAGAAAAAGAUAAAGUUCGUGAUAAAGUAAAGAGUACUAGUAAAGAUCAAGAGAAAAUUAAAGAUAAAGUAAGCAAAAGACCAACUGAAAGGCCACCCUCACCUGAUGCAGUUAAAAAGCGUUGUAGCAGUCCAAGCCGAAGACCAUCAAGUCCAGUGCCACGAAGUAACAGUGCAUCAAGCAUCAAAGAAGAGUUUAAACCUAAGCAUAAUUCUGAAAAUUUUGAGCAAAGAAAGUCGAAAUUUGAAGAGAAAAUACCAGAAAUAAAAAUUGAAAAGGAAGUAAAAGAAAAGAAGAAAAAGGAGAAAAAGAGUCAUGACAGAGAUAAGGAAAGAAAAGAAAAAAAAGAACAUAAAAAGGACGGUCAUAAAUCUAAGGACUCACCCAAAGAGCUGCCUAAAGAAAGCCCUAAGGAAACACCUAAGCCUAGGGAAACUCCAAAAGAAAAGGAAACUAUAAAAGAAUCACCACCUGUAAAAGAGAAACCUGCAAAAUCGGAAAAAAAUAAUAAAUUUUCUAUUGAGAAUCUUCGGAAAUCUCCACCACCAGAACUUGAACCUGAAAGAACUGACAGUCACAAAACAAAAGAUAAAGCAGAUUUAGAGAGAAGACACAAACAUAAAAAAAAAGAUAAAAAACGUGAAGAAUCUAGAGAAAAAAAUAAAGAUUUAAACAAAGAAAAGAAACAUAAACGUGACAAAGUUCGGGAAGAUAAAAUAGAAAUUGAGCAGAGACCAAUGCCUGUACCUAAGGAACGGGUGUUGCCUGAACCAGCAUCUCCUAUAUCCAUUGAUACAGCCUCACAAUGUAGCUCAAAGAGUGGUCUUAAAUCAUCUCACAUUGGAACUGAAGACAUAAACAGCAGUCACUCAGACUCUGAGAGCUCACUGAUUGUAGAAGAGGAGGAGGAGGUUAAGGUUAAGAUGGAAAAUCCUUCCCCCGAACCAAAGCGAGAACCAUCACCUGAACCAGAACUGGGACCAGAAGUUGAACCAGAACCUGAACCGGAGCCUGAGCCUGCUGCAGAGCUACCGCCCGCUCAGGCCAAAGAAAAAUCUAAGAAACACAAAGACAAAUCUUCAAAGAGAGAGGAGAAACGACGUAAAAGAAAAGCUGCAGAAGAGGAAGACGUGGUAAAUCGCAAAAUAGCGAAAAUUGCCGAGUCUGGCCCCUCGAAUCACGAUAGCGAACGCGGCGAAACCAGCGGGUCAAUAUCUUCAGAAACUAAGGUCCAGGACAAUGGUGUGUCCAGUAGCCUUGGAGAGGAUGCUGAGCCUGGAGAUAUUUCGCCUGACUACAUGUUGCAAUUGCGCAACCUACAGCAGCGCAUACUUAUGAUAAAGAAUAACGAAGAUCUCGAAAGGGUUGUUAACUUGAUAGCAGAAACAGGCAGAUAUGAGGUGACAACGCAAACCUUCGAUUUUGAUCUUUGCUCACUCGACCGUUCUACAGUACAGCAGCUUAUUCAAUUGGUAGGGUGCUAAAGGCACCGUUUUGUGUAAAUAGAGUGGUAAUGAAACAGCUAUGGGAGGAGAUAUAACAAUUAAAGUUACUGUUAUAGAGUAUAAUAAGGUACAAAGUAUAGGGCGAACUAAGCCAGCUGAUUUGUAUUUUGAAGUAUGUUUAUCAUACACAAAGAGAAACUUAUAAUGAUACCUACUCUCGCCACUUGAGUUUUAAGUGCAAUAUAUAAAGUUAUAAGACUGUUAAAAGAUUGUUAACUAAUGUAUAUUUUGUACAUUGUUAUAUAAAUCUAUUAAAAUUAAGUUGAUUGCAUUCUGAGUUUUUAACUCUUGUAACCUGAUGUGGAUUGUAAAGUUUAAGGAUAGCAUUUUAUUAUUACAAAUAUUGUUAUAUCAAAUGUACAUUUUAAUGUAUUUGGUUUUAUACCAUAAUAUUAUGGAAAUGUUGAGAUAUUGUAUAAGUGCACUUUUAACUUCACUUUUAGUUAUAAAUAAAGCAUUGUAUGUUAUUAGUUUAAGGUACUGUAAUUUACGGAACAUCACUAUUUAGGUAAGUUUUACUUUAUCACAAGUUUGUGAUGUCU
Messenger RNA from Hyposmocoma kahamanoa, 2940 nucleotides. It is a transcript of the gene ear, whose product is annotated as protein ENL. The record is from RefSeq and is a predicted model, not a curated record. Lineage: Eukaryota; Metazoa; Arthropoda; Insecta; Lepidoptera; Cosmopterigidae. Gene Ontology annotation, biological process: regulation of DNA-templated transcription. The transcript has 3 exons. Gene Ontology annotation, cellular component: super elongation complex. Bases 143 to 2377 code for a protein of 744 amino acids.